AUGCGUGAGGCCAGGCCAGCGAUAUCAGUUCGCCGGUCGAGUCUGAGGCUGAAGGAAGCUCAACGGAUGCAGCUUAUGGAUGAAAUGAUCCAGGAUCAUUUGCGUCGAAAUCCGAAGAUUUUUAAGCCUGAGGGCGUCGCCAGGGAUUGGGAAUUUCGUGGGGCAGUGAGGAAGCUAUUCGGCAUCAUCUACCACAAGACUCUGAAGAGUUGGGUCUAUCGUUCAUCUCAAGGAUGUAUGCGGUACAAGGCUUGUUCAAAGGAAGGGGUCCUCAGUACGCUGAGGAAUAUCUGUAAGCAGCAAGCUGAGACGGAAUGGGUGGAAGACUUUAAUACUGCUGAUGGAAGUCGAAAGCGAAAAUUCCAAGGGGGGCCAUGGGUGUCGAAGCAGCCGGUCAACCGUCUCGAGGAGCUGCCUGUUUCGAGUACCAUGGUCUCGGGAGCAGCUGAGCAGGGAAGACUUCCGGAUCUACCAGACGGUGUAAUGGCGAAGCUUCGGCGGUUUGAAGAGGGAGUUGCAGUCGACUCACGGUCAGCGGACCUUGAUCGUACCGCGGUUUUAAGGGCGGAAGUAGAGAACUGGAAAGACAAGGCGAGAGCGAUGGAGAAGGAGCGGGAAGCAGCCGUGGAAGAGCUCGAACGCGUUCGAAAGGAUAACGAAGAGAAGCUAACGUUGAGGGGAGAGUUGAAGACUCUGCAGGGGGUGACAAAUGCUCUAAAAGAAAUGGUAUCGGCCGCUAAGGAGUUCGGGCGUGUAGAAGAUGGUGCUGGUCGACUCUCGGCCUCAGAGAGGACAUGCAAGGUGCCUCCGCGAGGGGUGAGCUCUCUUCUUGCUGAGAGCACUUCAUGGGAGGGGACGGUCGAGAUAAUCAACCUGGAAGGGGACGACGAAUACGAUAAUAUGCCGACUCCAGCGGACACGUUCGGAGUUCUGGAAUGAUGCUUACUCUCAACCAUUCGCUAUCAACUCCAUUGGGACUUUGUGAUGAAUGUUUCUUCCUAAGAGUCUUAUCGCUUGAAGCGGAUUUAAUCUUAGCAGUUU
Perkinsus marinus ATCC 50983 is the source of this 1041-nucleotide messenger RNA. RefSeq lists its product as hypothetical. The transcript has 12 exons. The record is from RefSeq and is a predicted model, not a curated record. Lineage: Eukaryota; Perkinsozoa; Perkinsida; Perkinsidae. The coding region runs from base 1 to 939 and encodes 312 amino acids.